UCCGAAAAACUAAGUUCGAUAACUCUAAUUUACUCAAAAGUAUCCCCAACAUGCAGUCAGGUAUUUUGGGGGGCUUGCUGCGAACUUUGGUGGCCAAAGCUAAGUUUUCUCACACCCAAAAUGUUUGCCAGCAUUGCAGAAAGACAAUUGGUCGAAGACACCUGAGCUCCACCACACGAUUGCUUGGCGUCUUUGAGCCGGAUAACUUGACACCAGGCCCUGCCAUCCCUGAAUAUGAAGCUUUGAAUGUGAGGAUGAGGGGCUACGACUUUGCCUUGUUGGAGUCCUUUGCUAAAUAUGUCCACAACCAGGCAACCCAGCUGGGUAUCGACACUGACAUGUGGCCCUCACCAUCAAAGGCAACACACAUUGAAACGUAUGUGCCCAAUUCUAAGGUAAUCCAGCACACAUAUGACUUGAGGACGUACGAGAGGACAGUACAGUUACAAGAUGUCCCUUCAACAAUGCUGCCUAUAUUUCUCGACAUAAUCCGUAGCCAUUUGCCGAUGGGUGUAAACAUCACCCUGAAAGAGCCUGAUGUGGAAGAGGAGAAUGAUCGCUAUGUUCCUGAUAAACGUCUGAAGGAUUUGUAUGCAGAAGUUGAUGCCAUUCAGAAGGCCAGAGACGAGAGAAGGAAGAAAUAAGAUGACAUGUGUGAUUAGGAUUUGUUAUGCAAAGGACUGCUCUUUGAUCUGGAGUGUUUUAUCACAGGAUCAGCAGAUUGCCAAUACGACGAGUCAAUAGAGGCAUCAAUGUUUGGAUGUUAGAAAGGUCCAGUUCUAUCAAAAUCCAAUCUUUUACUCCACUGCCAUAUCUGUAUGUGUCGGUCCUUAGCCAAUGAGAUGUCAGCUUUCUAAAACAAUUUGGCUUCAUUGCUUUACCACAUCAAUUCAGAAAUUGCACUCCUUUCAGUGUGUAGAUGCCAUGCUUCAGGGUGUACAAAUGUCCAUAAUAUGAUGGCAUGGCCGUUUGUAUUUAAAUUUUGGAACUACAUGUAUCUGUUUAAGAAGAUGCAGAAAUCAGAUAUGCUUGUCUGAAUACAUCACCCACUUGCCCUAAGAAUUUAGAAGCCGAGACACUGAUAUGCUGAUUGGAAAGUUCACCUGACACAACUUAUAGAGCUGACCUCAGAUCUUCACUCAGAGGCAUGGUGUUGGAGUAAAAGGUCUGAUAUAUUGAGAAAGCUCUUUUAGCAGUUUUACCAGUUGUUGCAUCUAAAGUUUGAUCGUCUUGGACAGCUAAAGAGAGCCUUCAAGUAUUGAGUACAAAAGUACAGGGCAUCUGUCAGAGCACACGAUCACCUUGAGGACUCUGUACAAGCGUGUUGAUGCAUUGCCUGAAACGUGUAUCAUCACUAUCAUUAGGGAAUUGUUUCUUUGAGUUUUGUACGCAUGUGAUGUGUGAGAAAAUAAACUCAAUUGUCUCUG
Haliotis rufescens (red abalone) is the source of this 1427-nucleotide messenger RNA. RefSeq names its product 39S ribosomal protein L48, mitochondrial-like. The record is from RefSeq and is a predicted model, not a curated record. Gene Ontology annotation, cellular component: mitochondrial ribosome. The transcript has 7 exons. Lineage: Eukaryota; Metazoa; Mollusca; Gastropoda; Lepetellida; Haliotidae. The coding region runs from base 51 to 644 and encodes 197 amino acids.